Spea bombifrons (plains spadefoot toad) is the source of this 555-nucleotide messenger RNA. RefSeq names its product acrosin-like. Bases 1 to 555 code for a protein of 184 amino acids. Gene Ontology annotation, biological process: proteolysis; acrosome reaction. Gene Ontology annotation, molecular function: serine-type endopeptidase activity. NCBI's taxonomy places the organism in Eukaryota, Metazoa, Chordata, Amphibia, Anura, Pelobatidae. The record is from RefSeq and is a predicted model, not a curated record. The transcript is spliced from 3 exons.
AUGGGGGCACAUGCUCAGAUCAGAAUGAUAAAAGAGAAGAUCGAACAUGAGACGUACGACCCGCAUACUAAGCGCGAUGACAUUGCUUUGCUCCGGCUCAAUCAGCCCAUCAAAUUUGAUGACUACACUCAGCCUGCCUGCCUUCCUGCCAAACACGCCAUUGUGGACAACCUAGAUGACUGCUACGUCGCUGGCUGGGGUGUCCUCAAAGAAGGAUCCUCAGAAACAUCAGAUGUCCUUCAAGAAGCCCCAGUGAAUUUAAUUCCAGUUGACCGUUGCAACCGCCCAACCUGGUACAACGGAGCAGUGGGUGACUACAACCUGUGCGCUGGAUAUGAGCAGGGAGGCAUCGAUAGUUGCCAGGGUGACAGUGGAGGACCUUUAAUGUGCAAAAAGAGCAAAGCUAAGUUCUAUACUGUGGUCGGCAUAACCAGCUGGGGCUCCGGCUGUGCCCAGGAGAAAAGCCCUGGAGUUUACUCCGCCACCCAGUAUUAUCUCGAGUGGAUUUCUCAACAUCUUUCUAAGAACAAGAACCCUACAUCCAAGACCAUCUAA